AUGGCAUCGCUCCUGCCGUCCGCGCAUCCCAACCAUUUUCUUACGUUUUAUGCGCGUCAGAAGUUGUCUCCUGCCGGCCUCGCCUCCAAGCCAUUUCCCGUCCCCAUCGCCGCCACCGCGUUAGUCCAUACCGUGUCACCCGACCGGAUCGUUCCCACACGCCUCUUUCCCGCCUCCUGCGUCACGCAUUCCCGCUCUUCCCUCACUCUCCCCCGCCCUCUGCGCCAUGGCAUGCGCAAGCAAUCUCUCCCCCGCCCUUCCCACAUACCUCCUCUCUUUCCGCCUCUCUCAACCGGUCUUCCACCCACCCACCCUCUCCUUCUCCCCCUCUCCUUCCCCGCCACCCUCCCUCCCGCCCCUCCGCCUCCCUGCACGGCCAUUUCCCCACUUCCCGCGGCCCCCCUCCCCCAGGCGUGGGAGGACGCCUACGGGCUGUCGUCCCCGUCGCUGCUGCCGCCGUCGCCGCUCGUGCUGCCAGCGCACGUGCCGGAGGCGCCGCACCUGGUGGACUGCGCGGCGGGCGUGGCGCUGAGGGAGCGAACAGAGGCGGACGAAGAGGGGAGGGCUGCGCCGUGGACUGGCGUGGAUGGGUGCGACGCGCGACCCGCAUGGGUACUUGUGGGGGGCAUGGAGCGUGUGGGGGGGGGAAGGGAUCGGGGAAUGGGAAUUAUGCGAGCAUGGAGUCGAAGCAUGGCUGUGGUUGCUGCUGCGCUACUGCCUCCUUGUCCCCGUCUUGUCGGAGGUGCAGCAGUACAGUGUGACUGUAACAGCACCACGCCGCGUGCCCCAGCGGUCGUACGCCCAUCGCGGGUCGUCACCGUGCUUCUAACUCAACCCCCUCGCCCCCUCGCCAUGUGCUCAUCGCCAUGUGCGUGUGCACCCCCCUGUGCCCCCCACCAGGUGCGCGGGCCCUCCAGUGCGAGUGCGCCCAUGACGCGCCGUGUGCAGGCGGACAUUUGGCGCCACCAGUUCCCGCCUGGCCCCUGUGACACGCACCGCCUGCUGCUCGUCGACUGGCGCCUCCUGCGCUCCAUGCCCUCCUCGUCCCCUGCUGGCACUGGCGGAGCGGACUGGGAUGCGCGGGGCAGCGCGGGGGCGUGGAAGGAGGGCAUGGCGUGGAGGGUGCAGGCCAUGGCGGCGCUGCUGGGCGUGGCCAUGGCUCACAACCGCACGCUCGUGCCCCUGCCCCGCUCCUUCCCUGCUGCCACCGGCAAGGCCUGCUCAGGUGUGCUGGUGGGAAGCGGAGGAGGAGAUUUGGGAAAUUCCACCCCUUUCUCCCCCUUCUCCCCUUUCUCCCCUUUCUCCCCCUUCUCCCCUUUCUCCCCUUUCUCCCCCUUCUCCCCUUUCUCCCCCUUCUCCCGCUUCUCCCCCUUCUCACCCUUCUCCCCUUUCUCCCCCUUCUCCCGCUUCUCCCCCUUCUCCCCCUUCUCCCCCUUCUCCCCUUCUCCCCCUUCUCCCCCUUCCCCCCCUUCUCCCCUUUUUCCCCGUCCACCCUCUCUACCUCUUUUCUUUCCUCCCCCAUUUUUCCCCUUCCCCUCCCUUCCGCACCUCCUCCCCGCCCCCCUGUCACCAGAGCAACAGCAGGAGGCGGACUGGGCGUGUUUGUUUGCGCCCGUCACAUCAUCCGCGUGUGCGGCAUCAGCAGCUGCACGGGUGCCGGCCAAGUGCACGGGCAGUGCGGACGUGGAGGGCGCAGCCAAGGGGGCGGAUGACGUGGUGUGUGCGGGGGAGGGCGCGGAUGGGGAUGCACUGCUCAACCACGUGGACGUCAGGUGGGUGGGGGGGACAGGGGGAGACGGAGGGGAGGGGCAGGACGCGUGGGGGGUGAGGGCAGGGGAGGGAGGGAAGGACGAGGACCACGAGUGGGACCGAUGGGGCAACCCUCACAAGGAGGGUGCUUACUCGCUGCUGGAGAAUGGUGAAGCCACAAGCGUGAACGACACGCAGCUCAAGCCCUUCAACUCGUCUCUCAACCUCCUGCCAUACCGCUCUCGUUUUCCCAUGCCUUCCCCCUCCCGGGCACCAACCGGCCAUCAGGCGAACUGGUGGCGUGCACAGGCAGUGCGCUUCCUGCUGCGCUGGCCCUCCUUACACCUGUGCCAUGUGGGCAACAUGCAGCGCCAUGCGGCGUUGGGCAUGCAUGCGGCGGCCCGCCUUGCAAUCUUCAGGGGGGACCAGGCCAACCUGCUGCACUCCGUCUCUGCCAAGGCCGCUGCUGCUGCUGCUGCCAAGGCAGGGGGAGGGGACCCUGCACAGGCUUACUUCAACAUGAGCCGCGAGGCAGAGGAGAUGCGCCGUGUGAUUGAAUCCAAGGGUCCAGAUCUGCGGAGUGAGGUGUGGCUGGCAGCUGAUCAGCAUAUCCCUCUGAGCAACUUUACAUCACCUGCUGCUGAGGUGCCUAGAGUGAACGAAUUAUACGAGAAGGAUUUGUUGCAGCUUGCAGCAGAGCCAUACAUGGUUCGACCAAUCACAGGCGUCCACAUGGCUAGUGCCUCGUUAGGCUUAUUGAAUGGCAGUGGUGCUGGAGGUGGAACAGCAGGCGUGGAUGAGGCAUCAGCAGUGAGUGGAGUGUUCAUGUUCCAUGUGAAUCGAAUGAGGCGCUACUCCUUUGACAUGCGCCAUGUCUGGAUGGACACCGACUCACAGCCAUUCUUUGAUGCAGUGCUCUCAUUCUCUGACUUCACAAUCCUGCACUCGCGGGAGCACCAGCAGUCUGCAUCAGCUGGUGGUGGCAACAAAGGUGGGGAGCUGACAGCAGCGCACCACCUGGCGCACCUCAUCAUGUCGUCACACUGUGACCACUUCGUUGGCUCGCUCUCUUCUCGCUGGACCCAGCUUAUACACGACCUCAGGUGCACCAAUGGACGAGCAUUUGCAGGAGAUGUUGCUGUUUCCUUGGAUUGA
Closterium sp. NIES-65 is the source of this 2904-nucleotide messenger RNA. The record is from the annotation of a GenBank genome assembly. Lineage: Eukaryota; Viridiplantae; Streptophyta; Zygnematophyceae; Desmidiales; Closteriaceae.